AUGUUGGGCCAGUUCUAUGGUGAGUCUGAGUUCGAUCAAGAGAACAAGCAGCCAUCCGAGUUGGAAGGUACUCCAGACUGUCAACUUCCAGACAUGAAGGUAAAUCUGAUUCAAGCACUGAUGUCUCAGGCAGGUCUGAGCACGAACGAGGCUGCUUUGGUGGAGGAUGAUGCAGCAGAGAUAGCUUCUGUCAAAGGUGUUUGUCGCAGUGUCUUUGUGUCAGAGCGGAAGGGCAUGACUGCAGGAGAAAUGCAGGAGUUGAGAUCCAUGGUAGGAGUCCAAAAAGAAGCAGCCCAAGCCAAGAGCACAGCAGCUCCCAAGGAAAUUCCAGCAACAUCCAAAGUGCAAUCAGCAGCUGUGCCGCCGCCACCUCCCACUGGUUUCGCAGGAAUUUGUCAUGCAGCCGCCAGGGGCAAAGCACCGCCUCCACCACCGGAAGGUUUCAGUGGAGUCUUCAAAGCAGAAGCCACACCGAAGGCUAAAGCUGCAGCUGCACCGGCUGAGCCAAAAGUUGCGAAAGAGGCGUCUUCAUCGGUGAAGCAUGUGUAUUUUGAUUUCGACCAGACGAUUUCCAAAGUGCACGUCUUCAAGCAACUGGCUGGAUGGGAGCCUGGUGUUGCAGGGCAACAUUCUUUGUCGGAACGGGGGCAGAUUCAUCGGUUGAAGCUUCUGAAUGAUUCAUCUCAGUAUCAGUACCAGCCCAAUGGCCAUGUGGUGCCUUGUCGAGCUGGUGUGAAGGGGGCUGCAUCGUGGACAGCUGGACCUGACCGAGUGGAAGAUCUACGUGUUUUUUUCUCCGAUUUGAAAGCAGCUGGCGCCAAGCUCACAAUCAUAACCAAGGGCAAUGUGGGUGCCUGCCGCUUUUUACUCCAAGAAGAGGGUCUACUGGGAUUUUUCGAGAAGGUCUUUGGCAUGUUGGGCCAGUUCUAUGGUGAGUCUGAGUUCGAUCAAGAGAACAAGCAGCCAUCCGAGUUGGAAGGUACUCCAGACUGUCAACUUCCAGACAUGAAGGUAAAUCUGAUUCAAGCACUGAUGUCUCAGGCAGGUCUGAGCACGAACGAGGCUGCUUUGGUGGAGGAUGAUGCAGCAGAGAUAGCUUCUGUCAAAGGUGUUUGUCGCAGUAUCUUUGUGUCAGAGCGGAAGGGCAUGACUGCAGGAGAAAUGCAGGAGUUGAGAUCCAUGGUAGGAGUCCAAAAAGAAGCAGCCCAAGCCAAGAGCACAGCAGCUCCCAAGCAAAUGCCCUCCGCUGUUGCAACUGCACCGGCUGAGCCAAAAGUUGCGAAAGAGGCGUCUUCACCGGUGAAGCAUGUGUAUUUUGAUUUCGACCAGACGAUUUCCAAAGUGCACGUCUUCAAGCAACUGGCUGGAUGGGAGCCUGGUGUUGCAGGACAACAUUCUUUGUCGGAACGGGGACAGAUUCAUCGGUUGAAGCUUCUGAAUGAUUCAACUCAGUAUCAGUACCAGCCCAAUGGCCAUGUGGUGCCUUGUCCAGCUGGUGUGAAGGGGGCUGCAUCGUGGACAGCUGGUGCUUUGGGAGGACCAGACCGAGUGGAAGAGCUACGUGUUUUUUUCUCCGAUUUGAAAGCAGCUGGCGCCAAGCUCACAAUCAUAACCAAGGGCAAUGUGGGUGCCUGCCGCUUUUUACUCCAAGAAGAGGAUCUACUGGGAUUUUUCGAGAAGGUCUUUGGCAUGUUGGGCCAGUUCUAUGGUGAGUCUGAGUUCGAUCAAGAGAACAAGCAGCCAUCCGAGUUGGAAGGUACUCCAGACUGUCAACUUCCAGACAUGAAGGUAAAUCUGAUUCAAGCACUGAUGUCUAAGGCAGGUCUGAGCACGAACGAGGCUGCUUUGGUGGAGGAUGACGCAGCAGAGAUAGCUUCUGUCAAAGGUGUUUGUCGCAGUGUCUUUGUGUCAGAGCGGAAGGGCAUGACUGCAGGAGAAAUGCAGGAGUUGAGAUCCAUGGUAGGAGUCCAAAAAGAAGUAGCCCAAGCCAAGAGCACAGCAGCUCCCAAGGAAAUUCCAGCAACAUCCAAAGUGCAAUCAGCAGCUGUGCCGCCGCCACCUCCCACUGGUUUCACAGGAAUUUGUCAUGCAGCAGCCAAGGGCAAAGCACCGCCUCCACCACCGGAAGGUUUCAGUGGAGUCUUCAAAGCAGAAGCCACACCGAAGGCUAAAACUGCAGCUGCACCGGCUGAGGCAAAAGUUGCGAAAGAGGCGUCUUCAUCGGUGAAGCAUGUGUAUUUUGAUUUCGACCAGACGAUUUCCAAAGUGCACGUCUUCAAGCAACUGGCUGGAUGGGAGCCUGGUGUUGCAGGACAACAUUCUUUGUCGGAACGGGGACAGAUUCAUCGGUUGAAGCUUCUGAAUGAUUCAACUCAGUAUCAGUACCAGCCCAAUGGCCAUGUGGUGCCUUGUCCAGCUGGUGUGAAGGGGGCUGCAUCGUGGACAGCUGGUGCUUUGGGAGGACCUGACCGAGUGGAAGAGCUACGUGUUUUUUUCUCCGAUUUGAAAGCAGCUGGCGCCAAGCUCACAAUCAUAACCAAGGGCAAUGUGGGUGCCUGCCGCUUUUUACUCCAAGAAGAGGGUCUACUGGGAUUUUUCGAGAAGGUCUUUGGCAUGUUGGGCCAGUUCUAUGGUGAGUCUGAGUUCGAUCAAGAGAACAAGCAGCCAUCCGAGUUGGAAGGUACUCCAGACUGUCAACUUCCAGACAUGAAGGUAAAUCUGAUUCAAGCACUGAUGUCUCAGGCAGGUCUGAGCACGAACGAGGCUGCUUUGGUGGAGGAUGACGCAGCAGAGAUAGCUUCUGUCAAAGGUGUUUGUCGCAGUGUCUUUGUGUCAGAGCGGAAGGGCAUGACUGCAGGAGAAAUGCAGGAGUUGAGAUCCAUGGUAGGAGUCCAAAAAGAAGCAGCCCAAGCCAAGAGCACAGCAGCUCCCAAGCAAAUGCCCUCCGCUGUUGCAACUGCACCGGCUGAGCCAAAAGUUGCGAAAGAGGCGUCUUCAUCGGUGAAGCAUGUGUAUUUUGAUUUCGACCAGACGAUUUCCAGAGUGCACGUCUUCAAGCAACUGGCUGGAUGGGAGCCUGGUGUUGCAGGACAACAUUCUUUGUCGGAACGGGGACAGAUUCAUCGGUUGAAGCUUCUGAAUGAUUCAACUCAGUAUCAGUACCAGCCCAAUGGCCAUGUGGUGCCUUGUCCAGCUGGUGUGAAGGGGGCUGCAUCGUGGACAGCUGGUGCUUUGGGAGGACCUGACCGAGUGGAAGAUCUACGUGUUUUUUUCUCCGAUUUGAAAGCAGCUGGCGCCAAGCUCACAAUCAUAACCAAGGGCAAUGUGGGUGCCUGCCGCUUUUUACUCCAAGAAGAGGGUCUACUGGGAUUUUUCGAGAAGGUCUUUGGCAUGUUGGGCCAGUUCUAUGGUGAGUCUGAGUUCGAUCAAGAGAACAAGCAGCCAUCCGAGUUGGAAGGUACUCCAGACUGUCAACUUCCAGACAUGAAGGUAAAUCUGAUUCAAGCACUGAUGUCUCAGGCAGGUCUGAGCACGAACGAGGCUGCUUUGGUGGAGGAUGAUGCAGCAGAGAUAGCUUCUGUCAAAGGUGUUUGUCGCAGUGUCUUUGUGUCAGAGCGGAAGGGCAUGACUGCAGGAGAAAUGCAGGAGUUGAGAUCCAUGGUAGGAGUCCAAAAAGAAGCAGCCCAAGCCAAGAGCACAGCAGCUCCCAAGCAAAUGCCCUCCGCUGUUGCAACUGCACCGGCUGAGCCAAAAGUUGCGAAAGAGGCGUCUUCAUCGGUGAAGCAUGUGUAUUUUGAUUUCGACCAGACGAUUUCCAAAGUGCACGUCUUCAAGCAACUGGCUGGAUGGGAGCCUGGUGUUGCAGGACAACAUUCUUUGUCGGAACGGGGACAGAUUCAUCGGUUGAAGCUUCUGAAUGAUUCAACUCAGUAUCAGUACCAGCCCAAUGGCCAUGUGGUGCCUUGUCCAGCUGGUGUGAAGGGGGCUGCAUCGUGGACAGCUGGUGCUUUGGGAGGACCUGACCGAGUGGAAGAGCUACGUGUUUUUUUCUCCGAUUUGAAAGCAGCUGGCGCCAAGCUCACAAUCAUAACCAAGGGCAAUGUGGGUGCCUGCCGCUUUUUACUCCAAGAAGAGGGUCUACUGGGAUUUUUCGAGAAGGUCUUUGGCAUGUUGGGCCAGUUCUAUGGUGAGUCUGAGUUCGAUCAAGAGAACAAGCAGCCAUCCGAGUUGGAAGGUACUCCAGACUGUCAACUUCCAGACAUGAAGGUAAAUCUGAUUCAAGCACUGAUGUCUCAGGCAGGUCUGAGCACGAACGAGGCUGCUUUGGUGGAGGAUGACGCAGCAGAGAUAGCUUCUGUCAAAGGUGUUUGUCGCAGUGUCUUUGUGUCAGAGCGGAAGGGCAUGACUGCAGGAGAAAUGCAGGAGUUGCGAUCCAUGGUAGGAGUCCAAAAAGAAGCAGCCCAAGCCAAGAGCACAGCAGCUCCCAAGCAAAUGCCCUCUGCUGUUGCAACUGCACCGGCUGAGCCAAAAGGAUCGGCCACCAGAGCACAAAAAGACCCAGCUACAUCCCAUGAACAAGCAGAAGCCAGCGAUACUUUACAAGCGAGGCUCACGCAAGUACUGGCAUCUGAAGCUGCAACACAAACAAAGCUACAAGAAGCGCAAGCAUUUGAGGCUACUCUGACAACAGAACUUGAGGAGUCCAAAGCAGCAGUGGCCAUAGCUUCAGCACAGGCUGCGGGAAAGGAAGUUCUGCAAAAAGAGCUGGAGACCGCCAAAUCAGCUGCAAAUUCCUUGGAGGCGUCAAAGACAGCCCUGGAGAAAGCCUUGGAAGAACAGAAGAACACAUCAGCAUCGCUUGAAGACCAACUUUAUCAACAAAGGCAAUUGUUAGAUGAACAAGCAGAAGCCAGCGAUACUUUACAAGCGAGGCUCACGCAAGUACUGGCAUCUGAAGCUGCAACACAAACAAAGCUACAAGAAGCGCAAGCAUUUGAGGCUACUCUGACAACAGAACUUGAGGAGUCCAAAGCAGCAGUGGCCAUAGCUUCAGCACAGGCUGCGGGAAAGGAAGCUCUGCAAAAAGAGCUGGAGACCGCCAAAUCAGCUGCAAAUUCCUUGGAGGCGUCAAAGACAGCCCUGGAGAAAGCCUUGGAAGAACAGAAGAACACAUCAGCAUCGCUUGAAGACCAACUUUAUCAACAAAGGCAAUUGUUAGAUGAACAAGCAGAAGCCAGCGAUACUUUACAAGCGAGGCUCACGCAAGUACUGGCAUCUGAAGCUGCAACACAAACAAAGCUACAAGAAGCGCAAGCAUUUGAGGCUACUCUGACAACAGAACUUGAGGAGUCCAAAGCAGCAGUGGCCAUAGCUUCAGCACAGGCUGCGGGAAAGGCCGCCGAAACAUGGUGA
Molecule: messenger RNA, 5412 nt
Organism: Cladocopium goreaui
Lineage: Eukaryota; Dinophyceae; Suessiales; Symbiodiniaceae
Source: the annotation of a GenBank genome assembly